AUGGCAUACCAGCCAUCCCGCAGUCCUUUUGCGCCCGCGCAGCAAGAAAGCUUCUACCAGAACUCACGAAACGGGCUGCGCGGCUACGGGCUAUCGAACCAACCGAUUCCCCUAUCGAAUAAAGUGAACGGCUAUUUCGAGAAAGACCGCACUCUACCCUUGUACAAAGACAAGCCAUUCUUCCAGCCGCGGCGCACAGGUCCGCGGAGAAGAUGGAGGCCAUUCUGUUACAUUCUGCUGGGAUGUAGCAUGGUGUUUUUAUUGUACUAUAACUUCUAUCUUACCACGUGGUCAGGCCUCCAGUCUAAUGACAGGGGGGUGGAACUGUGGAAAUGGGCGCAGACAUUGGAGGAUGAGAAAUCUUCAGAAUCGUCCGAUUGGGCCGAGAGACGAGAGAAAGUGCGGGACGCCUUCAUCGUCAGUUGGGAAGGCUACGAGCAGAACGCAUGGGGAUAUGACCAGUACCGGCCUGUAUCAAAUGUGAAUCAGGAAUCAACGAGCGGCGGAUUGGGCUGGAUGAUUGUGGAUUCGCUGGACACAUUGAUGAUCAUGAAUCUAACAUCGAAGGUUCACCGUGCCCGACAAUGGAUUUCGACAUCAUUGCAGUAUGACCAAGAUCGCGAGGUCAAUACGUUUGAGACAAGUAUUCGUAUGCUUGGUGGCUUAUUGUCUGCGCAUCAUUUGUCGACCCAGUACCCUAACCUGGCACCGCUCAAUGACGACGAUGUCGGCGCUGCUGGCGAAGACUUGUACAUUGAAAAAGCGGCAGAUUUAGCUGAGAGACUACUGGGGGCUUUCGAUUCCCCGAGUGGCAUCCCGUGGUCGAAUGUCAAUCUCAACACAUCCGAGGGUGUGGUUGUUCAUUUCGAUGAAGGAGCUACACCCAUUUCCGAGGCAGGCUCUUUGCAGCUUGAGUUCAAGUACUUGGCUAAGUUAACCGGUGAAGCUGAAUAUUGGGAAAAGGUGGAAAAGACUAUGCAGUUGGUUGAUCUGCAGCAGCCCCAAGAUGGUCUUGUGCGAAGCGCUAUUCAUCCCGACACCGGUCAUUUCAAAGGAGACAGCAUCAGCCUGGGUAACAAGGCAGACUCUUACUAUGAAUAUCUCAUCAAGCAGUACCUGCAAACCUCACAAACGGAGCCCAUCUACAAGGAGAUGUGGGAUGAGGCCCUGCAAGGAAUCCGCAAGCACCUGAUCUCCUUCACCAAGAACUCCCAGCUAAUGGUCCUCGGUGAACGACCACAAGGCCUAGACCAGGAACUCUCCCCUCGGAUGGAUCACCUUGUCUGCUUCAUGCCGGGGACAAUUGCCCUCGGUGCAACCGGCGGCCAGCCAUUAUCAAAGGCUCGAAAGACAACAGACUGGUCUCAACAGCGUGAGGAAGAAAUCCUCAUUGCUCGCGAACUGAUGAAAACCUGUUGGGCGAUGCAUCAGGCCACGGCAACCGGUCUCGCAGCUGAGAUCUCAUACUUCGUCCUGGACGACCCACCCCUGACAAUGGCCGAUAAAUAUCCUGCCCUGGCCAAAUCAAAGCCCGAAAUUCUGCGUGGCAUCUCCAAACCCCUCGAGCCCCAACGCGAUGGCUCAGAAUCCUGGCGCUCAGACAUUGAUAUUCGUCGAAACGACCGCCACAACCUUCAGCGACCUGAGACAAUCGAAUCGCUUGUCUACAUGUACCGGAUCACUGGUGAUGAAAUCUACCGCGAAUGGGGCUGGGAAAUCUUUAAAUCCUUCAUCCGUCAUACGGCUGUAGUGGAGAAGAAGAGUGUUUCCCGUCUCCCAACAUCCACAGCCAAAGAGCCAGUCCUCCGCAUCAAGGGCUUUACAUCACUCGGAAAUGCGGAUGCAGUGCCUCCCUACAAGCGUGACAACAUGGAGAGUUAUUGGAUGGCCGAGACGCUGAAGUAUUUCUACUUGUUGUUCUCGGAUAAGGAGUUCAUUUCUUUGGAAGACCACGUCUUCAACACAGAAGCCCACCCAUUCCCACGAUUCAAGCCUUCUGGUGAGCUCAAAACCGGGUGGGAGAGGAAACCGAAGACUUAA
Molecule: messenger RNA, 2040 nt
Organism: Penicillium salamii
Lineage: Eukaryota; Fungi; Ascomycota; Eurotiomycetes; Eurotiales; Aspergillaceae
Source: the annotation of a GenBank genome assembly